This is a messenger RNA of Cannabis sativa, 397 nucleotides long. RefSeq lists its product as uncharacterized. The transcript is spliced from 2 exons. The record is from RefSeq and is a predicted model, not a curated record. The coding region runs from base 27 to 347 and encodes 106 amino acids. NCBI's taxonomy places the organism in Eukaryota, Viridiplantae, Streptophyta, Magnoliopsida, Rosales, Cannabaceae.
CAAAUCGCCCUUUGUGUCAAGUCUGCAUGCGUUAUGGCCACACAGCUCCAACUUGCCACUACAGGUUCGAUAAGAACUGGAUUACUCCCAAAUCUGUAGUUGGCAACCCACCUCCACAAGCUCAUCUCACAGAACAGGUUCUUGAAUAUGACCCUACUGCCUUUGUGGCACAAACCAUCCCUGAUUUUGGUGAUGAUCAAGGUUGGUAUGUUGAUACUGGUGCAACACAUCACAUCUCCUACAAUGAAGCUCCCCUUGACUCAUCUACUCCCUAUUCUGGCCAAGAAACUGUAGCCGUGGGUGAUGGACAAGCAAACGGGAGCAGUUCUUGUCAAAGGGACACUUAAAGAUGGGCUUUAUCUUCUUGGAGAUGAUGGCUCGAACCUGUCAAGCACUU